AUGACUCAUUGUCAUCAAUAUGAUAAACCUUUCUUUGGCUGUCUAGUAGAUAAUUAGGUGCUUGACUGCGUCCCAAAUGGCACCCUAUUAGGGCAGCAAGCCCCGGGCCUAUAGCGGUGCAGUAGACAGGGACACGUGUAGUGCCCCAUAUAGGGAAUAGGGUAUCGUUUGGGACGCACCCACUGAGGCGCUUAUCUCUUCCCCCAAGGCCGGAGGAGCCUGGCAGGUUCAGUCCAGAGUUUGUCUGCCGUGACGCUGGACCAGAAAGAGGACAGUGGAAAGUCUACGGACCACCCAGACUUCCCUCCUCAACUAGUCACCCGUCGGAGAGACAGACCGGACAAGAUGGAGUCCUCCAGCAACGGAUACCAGAGACCAGGAUCAGUGUAAUGGACAGGACACUACUAGAACACACACACAAUAUCAACAACCCUUAAAACACUCUGCAAGACACAUCUUACUGUGUGUGUGAGAGAGUGAGUGUAUGAGUGUGUGUGUAUGAUGUGUGGUGUGUGUGUGUGUGUGUAUGAGUGUGUAUGAGUGUUGUGUGUGUGUUGUGUGUGUGUGUGUGAUGUGUGUGUAUGAGUGGUGAGUAUGAGUGUGGUGUGUGUGUGUUGUGUGUGUGUGUGUUGUGUGUGAGUGUGUUUGUGUGAGUUAGUGUUUAAUGUGUAUGAGUGGUAUUAUUGUUGUGUUUGUGUGUAUUUGUGUGGUUUGUAUUUUUCUGUAGUGUGUAUGUAGUGUGUGUUGUGUUGUGUGUGUUGUGUGUGUUCUGUUUGUGUUUGUUUAGUUUGUUUGUGUGUGUUUGUUUGUGUUGUUUGUGUGUUUUGUGUUUGUGUUUGUGUUGUGUUUUUUUUUUUUGUGUGUGUGUUGUGUUGUUUCUGUUUUACGUGUGUAUGAGUGUGUUGUGUGUUUGUUUGUUGUGCGUGUGUGUGUGUUGAGUGUGUGUGUAUGUGUAUGUGUAUAGUGUGUAUGAGUGUUGUGUGUUUGUGUGUGUGUGUGUUGUGUGCGUGUGUGUGUGUGUGUGUGUAUGAGUUGUGUGUGUGUGUGUGUGUGUGUGUGUGUGUUGUGUUGUGUUGCGUGUUGUGUGUUUAGUGUGUGAGUGUUGUGUGUGUGUGUGUGUGUGUGUGUGUGUGUGUGUGUGUGUGUGUGUGAGUGCUGUGAGAUUAAUGUAUUUUUCCUAUCGGUGGGAGAGUCAGUCUGCUUUAAUUACGUUCUGGGUUGAUGUGACCCAGCAUCUCCCUCUCUCUCCCCCUCUCUCUCUCUCGUCUCUCUGUCUCUCCUCCUCUCUCCCUCCUCUCUUCUCCCUCUCUCUCUCUCUUCUUGUGUCUCUCUCUCUCUGUCUCUCUCUCUCUCUCUCUCUCUCUCUCUCUCUCUCUCUCUCUCUCUCUCUCUCUCUCUCUCUCUCUCUCUCUCUCUCGGGGCAAUUCGAUUGUUUGACAUGUCAUGGAAGGAAAAGCCAAUGACAUGGCUCCUCAAGUACUGAAGUGCCUUCCUGCCUGUGUUGUGGAGUACAGAGGAUCAGACUAUUAUUUGGCUUGUCCCAAAUGACACCCUAUUCCCUACAUAGCGUACUAUUUUUGACGAGGGCCCCUAUCGCCCAAAACACACACAAACACACACAGGGAAGGACAAAGGGAAGGACACAGGGAGGGACACAGGGAAGGACACAGGGAGGGACACAGGGAAGGACACAGGGAGACACAGGGAGGGACACAUGGAGGGACACAGGGAAGAACAUGGGAGGGACACAGGGAAGGACACAGGGAGACACAGGGAGGGACACAGGGAGGGACACAGGGAGGGACAAAGCGAGGGACAAAGGGUAGGACACAGGGAAGGACACAGGGAGGGACACAGGGAAGGACACAGGGAAGGACACAUGGAGUGACACAGGGAGGGACACAGGGAAGGACACAUGGAGGGACACAGGGAGGGACACAGGGAAGGACACAGGGAGGGACACAGGGAGGGACACAGGGAGGGACACAGGGAAGGACACAGGGAGGGACACAGGGAGGGACAAAGCAAGGGACAAAGGGAAGGACACAGGGAGGGACACAGGGAGGGACACAGGGAGGGACACAGGGAAGGACACAGGGAGGGACACAGGGAGGGACAAAGCAAGGGACAAAGGGAAGGACACAGGGAAGGACACAGGGAGGGACACAGGGAAGGACACAGGGAGGGACACAGGGAGGGACACAGGGAGGGACACAGGGAGGGACACAUGGAGGGACACAGGGAAGGACACAUGGAGGGACACAGGGAGUGACACAGGGAGGGACACAGUGAGGGACACAGUGAGGGACACAGGGAGGGACACAGGGAGGGACACAGGGAAGGACACAGGGAGAGACACAGGGAGGGACACAGGGAGGGACACAGGGAGGGACAAAGCAAGGGACAAAGGGAAGGACACAGGGAAGGACACAGGGAGGGACAAAGGGAAGGACACAGGGAAGGACACAGGGAAGGACACAGGGAGGGACACAGGGAGGGACACAUGGAGGGACACAGGGAAGGACACAGGGAAGGACACAUGGAGGGACACAGGGAGUGACACAGGGAGGGACACAGGGAGGGACACAGGGAAGGACACAGGGAGGGACACAGGGAGGGACACAGGAAAGGACACAGGGAAGGACACAGGGAGGGAGACAAGGAGGGACACAUGGAAGGACACAGGGAAGGACACAGGGAAGGACACAGGGAGGGACACAGGGAGGGACACAUGGAGGGACACAGGGAAGGACACAGGGAAGGACACAUGGAGGGACACAGGGAGUGACACAGGGAGGGACACAGGGAGGGACACAGGGAAGGACACAUGGAGGGACACAGGGAGGGACACAGGAAAGGACACAGGGAAGGACACAGGGAGGGAGACAAGGAGGGACACAGGGAGGGACACAGGGAGGGACACAUGGAGGGACACAGGGAAGGACACAGGGAAGGACACAUGGAGGGACACAGGGAGGGACACAGGGAGGGACACAGGGAGGGACACAGGGAAGGACACAUGGAGGGACACAGGGAAGGACACAGGGAAGGACACAGGGAAGGACACAUGGAGGGACACAGGGAGUGACACAGGGAGGGACACAGGGAGGGACACAGGGAAGGACACAUGGAGGGACACAGGGAGGGACACAGGAAAGGACACAGGGAAGGACACAGGGAGGGAGACAAGGAGGGACACAUGGAGGGACACAGGGAGGGACACAGGGAGGGACACAGGGAGGGACACAGGGAAGGACACAUGGAGGGACACAGGGAGGGACACAGGGAGGGACACAGGGAGGGACACAGGGAAGGACACAUGGAGGGACACAGGGAGGGACACAGGAAAGGACACAGGGAAGGACACAGGGAGGGAGACAAGGAGGGACACAUGGAAGGACACAGGGAAGGACACAGGGAAUGACACAGGGAGGGACACAGGGAGGGACACAUGGAGGGACACAGGGAAGGACACAGGGAAGGACACAUGGAGGGACACAGGGAGUGACACAGGGAGGGACACAGGGAGGGACACAGGGAAGGACACAUGGAGGGACACAGGGAGGGACACAGGAAAGGACACAGGGAAGGACACAGGGAGGGAGACAAGGAGGGACACAGGGAGGGACACAGGGAGGGACACAUGGAGGGACACAGGGAAGGACACAGGGAAGGACACAUGGAGGGACACAGGGAGGGACACAGGGAGGGACACAGGGAGGGACACAGGGAAGGACACAUGGAGGGACACAGGAGGGACACAGGGAAGGACACAGGGAAGGACACAGGGAAGGACACAUGGAGGGACACAGGGAGUGACACAGGGAGGGACACAGGGAGGGACACAGGGAAGGACACAUGGAGGGACACAGGGAGGGACACAGGAAAGGACACAGGGAAGGACACAGGGAGGGAGACAAGGAGGGACACAUGGAGGGACACAGGGAGGGACACAGGGAGGGACACAGGGAAGGACACAUGGAGGGACACAGGGAGGGACACAGGAAAGGACACAUGGAGACACAGGGAGGGACACAGGGAAGUGUUCAGCAGUCUGAUGGUUCUGAGCCUGUUGGUAUCAGACCUCAUGCUCCAAUACAGUCUGAUGGCUUGUAGAUAGAAACUGUCUCUGAGCCUGUUGGUAUCAGACCUCAUGCUCCGAUACAGUCUGAUGGCUUGUAGAUAGAAAACUGUCUCUGAGCCUGUUGGUAUCAGACCUCAUGCUCCGAUACUGUCUGAUGGCUUGUAGAUAGAAACUGUCUCUGAGCCUGUUGGUAUCAGACCUCAUGCUCCGAUACAGUCUGAUGGCUUGUAGAUAGAAACUGUCUCUGAGCCUGUUGGUAUCAGACCUCAUGCUCCGAUACAGUCUGAUGGCUUGUAGAUAGAAACUGUCUCUGAGCCUGUUGGUAUCAGACCUCAUGCUCCAAUACAGUCUGAUGGCUUGUAGAUAGAAACUGUCUCUGAGCCUGUUGGUAUCAGACCUCAUGCUCCGAUACAGUCUGAUGGCUUGUAGAUAGAAACUGUCUCUGAGCCUGUUGGUAUCAGACCUCAUGCUCCAAUACAGUCUGAUGGCUUGUAGAUAGAAACUGUCUCUGAGCCUGUUGGUAUCAGACCUCAUGCUCCAAUACAGUCUGAUGGCUUGUAGAUAGAAACUGUCUCUGAGCCUGUUGGUAUCAGACCUCAUGCUCCGAUACAGUCUGAUGGCUUGUAGAUAGAAACUGUCUCUGAGCCUGUUGGUAUCAGACCUCAUGCUCCGAUACUGUCUGUCUGACGGUAAGGGGGAGAACAGCUCAUGGCUGGGGUGGUUGGGGUCCUUGAUGAUGCUUUGGGCUUUCCUCAGGCACCUCCUAAGGACCUCCCCUCCUGUGUCUUCAGUUGUCCUGUAGGGUAAGGCCUCCCCUCCUGUGUCUUCAGUUGUCCUGUAGGGUAAGGGCCUCCCCUCCUGUGUCUUCAGUUGUCCUGUAGGGUAAGGCCUCCUCCCCUGUGUCUUCAGUGGGUCAAGAGCUGUUUCUGCACCUUGGAGACGGAAUGGGAGGGGAGGGGAGGGAAGGGAAGGGAAGGGAAGGGAAGGGGAGGGGAGGGAAGGGGAGGGGAGGGAAGGAAGCCUCCCCUAUUGUGUAUCUUAUUGUGUAUCUGAAGCGUUUCGCUGUGACUUCACCCUUAACAAUGAGGGACGCUGGGUGCUCUGAGUGAAAGUGCACUUACCCCUGUGUGCAGGGUCAUUCUGUUAGCCUCAAAAUAACAAAAGGUGGCCUUUUGAAUAUAUGUAAUCCAUUAGUAUGAGAUUUCAGGCCAUUGGUAUAUAGAUUUUUUUGAUAAUAGGCAAAUGCAACUGAAUUGUUCCUGUUUGUGUUUCAGGGUCGCUGCAAGAGCCAUGCUGUUUGAAAACUCCCCCUCAGCGGCGCAGACCACACCUGUUGGAAGGUACAAUGUCCCAAUGUCCCAAUGUCCCAAUGUCCCAAUGUCCCAAUGUCCCAAUGUCCCAAUGUCCCAAUGUCCCAAUAUCCCAAUAUCUAUGUUAUCCCAAAUGUCUGACCUGCUCAAUAUACGGCCUACUCUCUACUAUUAUUCACCUGUUAUUCACCCAUUAGUCACCUGUUAUUCACCUGUUAUUCACCUGUUAUUCACCUGUUAUUCACCCAUUAGUCACCUGUUAUUCACCCAUUAGUCACCUGUUAUUCACCUGUUAUUCACCUGUUAUUCACCCAUUAGUCACCUGUUAUUCACCUGUUAGUCACCUGUUAUUCACCUGUUAUUCACCCACUAGUCACCUGUUAUUCACCUGUUAUUCACCUUUUAUUCACCUGUUAUUCACCCAUUAGUCACCUGUUAUUCACCCAUUAGUCACCUGUUAUUCACCUGUUAUUCACCUGUUAGUCACCUGUUAGUCACCUGUUAUUCACCUGUUAUUCACCUGUUAUUCACCUGUUCUUCACCUGUUAGUCACCUGUUAUUCACCUGUUAGUCACCUGUUAUUCACCUGUUAUUCACCCAUUAGUCACAUGUUAUUCACCCAUUAGUCACCUGCUAUUCACCCAUUAGUCAUCUGUUAUUCACCUGUUAUUCACCUGUUAUUCACCCAUUAGUCACCUGUUAUUCACCUGUUAUUCACCUGUUAUUCACCCAUUAGUCACCUGUUAUUCACCCAUUAGGCACCUGUUAUUCACCUGUUAUUCACCUGUUAUUGACCCAUUAGUCACCUGUUAUUCACCCAUUAGUCACCUGUUAUUCACCCAUUAGUCACCUGUUAUUCACCUGUUAUUCACCUGUUAUUCACCUGUUAUUCACCUGUUAUUCACCAUUAGUCACCUGUUAUUCACCCAUUAGUCACCUGUUAUUCACCUGUUAGUCACCUGUUAUUCACAUGUUAGUCACCUGUUAUUCACCUGUUAGUCACCUGUUAUUCACCUGUUAGUCACCUGUUAGUCACUCAUUAGUCACCUGUUAUUCACCCAUUAGUCACCUGUUAUUCACCUGAUAUUCACCUGUUAGUCACCUGUUAUUCACAUGUUAGUCACCUGUUAUUCACCUGUUAGUCACCUGUUAUUCACCUGUUAGUCACCUGUUAGUCACUCAUUAGUCACCUGUUAUUCACCCAUUAAUCACCUGUUAUUCACCCAUUAGUCAACUGUUAGUCACCUGCUAUUCACCCAUUAGUCAUCUGCUAUUCACCUGUUAUUCACCUGUUAUUCACCCAUUAGUCACCCAUUAGUCACCUGUUAUUCACCUGUUAUUCACCUGUUAUUCACCCAUUAGUCACCUGUUAUUCACCUGUUAUUCACCUGUUAUUCACCUGUUAUUCACCCAUUAGUCACCUGUUAUUCACCCAUUAGUCACCUGUUAUUCACCUGUUAUUCACCUGUUAUUCACCCAUUAGUCACCUGUUAUUCACCUGUUAGUCACCUGUUAUUCACCUGUUAUUCACCCACUAGUCACCUGUUAUUCACCUGUUAUUCACCUUUUAUUCACCUGUUAUUCACCCAUUAGUCACCUGUUAUUCACCCAUUAGUCACCUGUUAUUCACCUGUUAUUCACCUGUUAGUCACCUGUUAGUCACCUGUUAUUCACCUGUUAUUCACCUGUUAUUCACCUGUUCUUCACCUGUUAUUCACCUGUUAGUCACCUGUUAUUCACCUGUUAUUCACCCAUUAGUCACAUGUUAUUCACCCAUUAGUCACCUGCUAUUCACCCAUUAGUCAUCUGUUAUUCACCUGUUAUUCACCUGUUAUUCACCUGUUAUUCACCCAUUAGUCACCUGUUAUUCACCUGUUAUUCACCUGUUAUUCACCCAUUAGUCACCUGUUAUUCACCCAUUAGGCACCUGUUAUUCACCUGUUAUUCACCUGUUAUUGACCCAUUAGUCACCUGUUAUUCACCCAUUAGUCACCUGUUAUUCACCCAUUAGUCACCUGUUAUUCACCUGUUAUUCACCUGUUAUUCACCUGUUAUUCAUCAUUAGUCACCUGUUAUUCACCCAUUAGUCACCUGUUAUUCACCUGUUAGUCACCUGUUAUUCACAUGUUAGUCACCUGUUAUUCACCUGUUAGUCACCUGUUAUUCACCUGUUAGUCACCUGUUAGUCACUCAUUAGUCACCUGUUAUUCACCCAUUAGUCACCUGUUAUUCACCUGAUAUUCACCUGUUAGUCACCUGUUAUUCACAUGUUAGUCACCUGUUAUUCACCUGUUAGUCACCUGUUAUUCACCUGUUAGUCACCUGUUAGUCACUCAUUAGUCACCUGUUAUUCACCCAUUAAUCACCUGUUAUUCACCCAUUAGUCAACUGUUAGUCACCUGCUAUUCACCCAUUAGUCAUCUGCUAUUCACCUGUUAUUCACCUGUUAUUCACCCAUUAGUCACCCAUUAGUCACCUGUUAUUCACCUGUUAUUCACCUGUUAUUCACCCAUUAGUCACCUGUUAUUCACCCAUUAGUCAACUGUUAGUCACCUGUUAUUCACCUGUUAUUCACCUGUUAUUCAUCCAUUAGUCACCUGUUAUUCACCCAUUAGUCAACUGUUAUUCACCUGUUAUUCACGUGUAAUUCACCCAUUAGUCAACAGUUAUUCACCUGUUAUUCACCAUUAGUCACCUGUUAUUCACCUGUUAUUCACCCAUUAGUCACCUGUUAUUCACCCAUUAGUCAACAGUUAGUCACCUGUAUUCACCCAUUAGUCACCUGUUAGUCACCCAUUAGUCACCGGUUAGUCACCUGUUAUUCACCCAUUAGUCACCUGUCAUUCACCAUUAGUCACCUGUUGUUCACCUGUUAUUCACCUGUUAGUCACCUGUUAUUCAUAUGUUAGUCACCUGUUAUUCACCUGUUAGUCACCUGUUAUUCACCUGUUAGUCACCUGUUAGUCACUAAUUAGUCACCUGUUAUUCACCCAUUAAUCACCUGUUAUUCACCCAUUAGUCAACUGUUAGUCACCUGCUAUUCACCCAUUAGUCAUCUGUUAUUCACCUGUUAUUCACCUGUUAUUCACCCAUUAGUCACCCAUUAGUCACCUGUUAUUCACCUGUUAUUCACCUGUUAUUCACCCAUUAGUCACCUGUUAUUCACCCAUUAGUCAACUGUUAGUCACCUGUUAUUCACCUGUUAUUCAUCCAUUAGUCACCUGUUAUUCACCCAUUAGUCACCUGUAAUUCACCUGUUAUUCACCUGUUAUUCACCUGUAAUUCACCCAUUAGUCACCCAUUAGUCAACGGUUAUUCACCUGUUAUUCACCAUUAGUCACCUGUUAUUCACCUGUUAUUCACCCAUUAGUCACCUGUUAUUCACCCAUUAGUCAACAGUUAGUCACCUGUUAUUCACCCAUUAGUCACCUGUUAGUCACCCAUUAGUCACCUGUUAGUCACCUGUUAUUCACCCAUUAGUCACCUGUUAUUCACCCAUUAGUCACCUGUUAUUCACCUGUUAUUCACCUGUUAUUCACAUGUUAUUCACAUGUUAGUCACCUGUUAGUCACCUGUCAUUGUCUCCUGGGUGUUUCAUUUAUCAUCUGUCUGUCUUUAUCUCUCAGUCCAUCCAUAUCCAUAAAGACACCAAGGUCAUAGAUAUACAGGAUGUCUGUUGACUUUGUAAUGUCUUCUGUGUCUCCUGUGUUGGUUCCAGAGACGCCAAGGCCAUGUACUCCUGUGAGGCAGAACACAGCCAUGAGCUCAGCUUCCCACAGGGGGCGCUCUUCUCAAAAGGUGAGUCACUCACUCAGUUAACACACACACACACACAGACAGCUAAUGGGGUGUGUCUACUGUUAAACAGAAUGGGGUCCGUCUGUACUGUAGGCUAUCUGUUCCUGUGUACAGCAGAUAUGCCUCAGCUAUGUAUUUUACCCAGGUCUGGUCAAUAGAAGGAACCAUAUCUAGGCUGUCUGUACCUGCAGACAGACAGGGUCCACCCCAACUUGGCAGGCCUCAGUAAUAACUUGACCGUUUACCAGCGUUUUGUGUACAGACAGUGGAAGCAUAACAACACUGCUUUUAGCAUGACACUCUCACAUCCUCUCUCUAAACACCCAGAGAGCCAGCCUAGCCUCAGAGGGAUGUGAUUACCCAUCCUCUCUCUAAACACCCAGAGAGCCAGCCUACCCUCAGAGGGAUGUUAUUACCUCUCGCCAUGUGUUUGGCUCAGUCCCAGGGCAACAGCCUUACAGCAGGUCACAGUAACCUCGUAGUGAUGGAAGGCAGUGGAGCAGCUUAG
This is a messenger RNA of Coregonus sp. 'balchen', 9700 nucleotides long. The record is from the annotation of a GenBank genome assembly. Lineage: Eukaryota; Metazoa; Chordata; Actinopteri; Salmoniformes; Salmonidae.